CAAUAGUUCACAAGGACAAUCCCUUAUAGUUUUAUGCAAACUGCGCGCUUGAUGAAAAUUCCGAAGAGCAAAGAGAGUGCACCACGUAAUCGAAACACUCACCUGGUGGCAGAAACUGCUACAGAAACCCUAACCAGAACCCAGAGCUUGAGCCAUGGCCACCAUCGAACUCGCGCCACCGCCACCCCACCGCAAGCCUCCCGCCCCUGGCAAGGGCGGCGUUAUAAGCCGGGGCCUCACUGACGAGGAGGCCCGGGUGCGGGCCAUCGCCGAGAUCGUGGGCGCCAUGGUCGACGCCAGCCGGCAGGGCCUCGAUGUCGAUCUCAAUGCCCUCAAGGCCACUGCAUGCCGGCGCUAUGGCCUUUCUCGAGCCCCCAAACUGGUGGAGAUGAUUGCUGCUUUGCCGGAAUCAGAGAGGGACAAUGUUCUGCCGAAGCUGCGGGCAAAGCCGGUGAGGACGGCAUCCGGGAUUGCCGUGGUGGCGGUCAUGUCGAAGCCGCACAGGUGCCCUCAUAUCGCAACCACUGGGAAUAUUUGUGUGUACUGUCCUGGAGGGCCGGACUCGGAUUUUGAGUACAGUACACAGUCGUAUACUGGGUAUGAGCCGACGAGUAUGAGGGCAAUUAGGGCAAGAUACAAUCCAUAUGUUCAGGCUAGGAGCCGAAUAGAUCAGCUUAAGAGACUGGGGCACAAUGUUGACAAGGUCGAAUUUAUAUUGAUGGGAGGCACUUUUAUGUCACUGCCGGCUGAUUAUCGGGAUUAUUUUAUUCGGAAUCUCCAUGAUGCUCUAUCAGGGCACACCUCAAGCAAUGUGGAGGAGGCGGUAUGCUAUUCAGAGCAUAGUACAACAAAAUGCAUAGGAAUGACUAUUGAAACGCGUCCUGACUAUUGUCUUGGACCUCAUUUGCGCCAAAUGCUAUCGUAUGGUUGUACGCGACUUGAGAUUGGAGUUCAAAGCACAUACGAGGAUGUCGCUCGAGACACAAAUCGUGGGCACACUGUUGCAGCAGUAGCAGAUUGCUUUUGCUUGGCCAAGGAUGCUGGUUUUAAGGUUGUUGCGCACAUGAUGCCUGAUCUACCUAAUGUUGGUGUUGAGAGAGAUCUGGAAAGUUUUCGGGAGUUCUUUGAAAGCCCCUCAUUUAGGGCUGAUGGUCUUAAAAUCUAUCCCACACUAGUAAUUCGUGGAACUGGGCUUUAUGAGCUUUGGAAAACUGGCAGGUACCGAAACUAUCCUCCGGAACUACUUGUGGACAUAAUUGCAAGGCUCUUAGCCAUGGUACCUCCAUGGACACGUGUGUAUCGAGUUCAAAGGGAUAUCCCUAUGCCUCUUGUUACUUCUGGAGUCGAGAAAGGAAAUCUUCGUGAGUUGGCUUUGGCUCGAAUGGAUGACUUGGGCUUGAAGUGUCGUGAUGUUAGGACACGUGAAGCUGGAAUACAGGAUAUUCACCAUAAAAUAAAGCCUGAAGAAGUGGAGCUUGUGCGCCGUGAUUAUGCUGCUAAUGAGGGUUGGGAGACUUUUCUCUCCUAUGAAGAUACACGGCAGGACAUUCUAGUUGGUCUAUUACGGUUGCGUAAGUGUGGUCCAAAUACAACAUGCCCAGAACUGAUGGGAAGAUGCUCAAUUGUUCGUGAACUUCACGUGUAUGGAACUGCAGUUCCUGUGCAUGGGCGUGAUGCUGACAAACUGCAGCACCAGGGCUAUGGGACACUCCUUAUGGAAGAAGCAGAAAGGAUUGCUCACAGGGAGCAUAGGUCCACAAAGAUUGCUGUCAUAUCAGGCGUUGGUACAAGAAAUUAUUACAGGAAACUGGGCUAUGAGCUUGAAGGUCCUUACGUGGUCAAAUAUCUUGUCUCAAAUAAAAGAACCUAGACAUGUGAUCUUAAAGUUCAUAGGAGAAAUUCCUCCUUUCUUUGUGUUUCUUUAAUCCCUGCAAGGGGGUGUGGGUACACCAGGGGGGGGUGGGUACACCAGAUGGGUGCAGCGUCGCUGAAAUUAUUGGACUUGGGCUCACCCCAUUUUCACUAUGCUUCGGAUUCUAGGUCCUCCCAAUUUCUAGUAGAAUUUGGUUCAGCCAAGUCUAGUAGAGUUUUGUAGAAAAUCAGUGGAUGGGUAUGUACAGGUUCAAUUAAACAGUUUUGUUUAUGUUUUCAGGCUACACAUGCAGGGAUGUGUACAGGUAGCCACCUAUCUUUUAGUAAGGAGGAAAUUGCAAUAAGCGAGAUAAAAUUUGUGACUUAGAUUUGCAAUGAUUAUUGCUACAAUUAAUCUAUCUUUUACUGACAUUGGGACCUCUGUGUAUACAUUAAGACCUCUCUACUUGUCCUAAUAUCAUUUGAGGUCAAAUGAUAAUUUGUAUUCCCAAUCUUUCAUGUCAAUAUCUAGAGUUCCAUCUCUUGGGGUGGC
This is a messenger RNA of Amborella trichopoda, 2404 nucleotides long. RefSeq names its product radical SAM domain-containing protein / GCN5-related N-acetyltransferase (GNAT) family protein (gene ELO3). Gene Ontology annotation, molecular function: iron-sulfur cluster binding; acyltransferase activity, transferring groups other than amino-acyl groups. Gene Ontology annotation, cellular component: nucleus; cytoplasm; elongator holoenzyme complex. Gene Ontology annotation, biological process: tRNA wobble base 5-methoxycarbonylmethyl-2-thiouridinylation. The record is from RefSeq and is a predicted model, not a curated record. Lineage: Eukaryota; Viridiplantae; Streptophyta; Magnoliopsida; Amborellales; Amborellaceae.